ACCUCCACCAACCCCCGCCGCCGCCCCAAUCCCCUGGCGUCCACCAGCCCUGCGCGUUGCGCCGCCGCCCCCGCUUCCUUCCGGCGCCCCGUCGGCCCGCCUCCUCUGCCGCGCCGCGGACCCGCCCCCUCCGCCGCGCCGCGGACCCGCCUCCUCCUGGCGGAUCCCUCCCGCACGGCGAGCUGGAAGUUCGGAGCGCCACCACCGCUCCCUUCUCUGGCGACCCCUCCCGUACAGCGAGCUGGAUGCAGUUGACCCCCGGGGCUUGGGCAGUUCACCCCAUCCGGCGAGCACGGCCGUCUCCUGCCACCCCCAACAGAUGCGGCCCCGCGGGUCCGAUGGAUGCUCACGCCGGGGAGGCGGUGCUGCUCCGGCAAGUUCCUUCUUCCUUGAGCACGUCCGUCUCCAGCCGCCUUCGAACAACCGCGACCCGCCGAAUCCGACGGAUGCUCACGCGUCCUCGAGUGCGGCACGUCGACAACAACCUCCUUGUUCUCGUUCCUUCCUCCAUCCCCGAGCACAACUCCGACGAGCCCGUCGACAGCGUAUGCAUUCCACUGAGAAAGCAAAAGCGUUGGGUUCAGUCUGAAAAAGUACGGCAGUUCAUUCACCAUAUUAUGUUACCUCUGAACCAGAGAGUAAAUCACAGAAAUGUAGCUCCUUUACUCUGCAGGUUUGUCAUACAUUCAACAUUGGUGGCUUUUGUGCUAUUCUGCUUGAGAAAAAUGAUCUUUGGGGAACUUUGCUAGUAGUAGACACAGAGUGUGCUUUUAAAUACAUACAGAACAUCAUAUCAUUUAUAUUUGUUUGAAAUGCUAUGCAUAUCCAUUAUGGCCGCAAAAAUACGCAUGGUUGACUGGCAGAAGUUCAUAAAGAGUUGUCAUAUUAUUCUUCAGAGUUCAGAUAAUUGUAUUUUGGGCCGCUGGAACCUGAUGGCUCAAGCUUGUAAAAGGAUAUUCAGAAGUUCAAAAAUAAAAAAUAGUGUUAUGUGA
Molecule: messenger RNA, 992 nt
Organism: Aegilops tauschii subsp. strangulata
Lineage: Eukaryota; Viridiplantae; Streptophyta; Magnoliopsida; Poales; Poaceae
Source: RefSeq, a predicted model, not a curated record